AUGUCCUAUGGCAAAAGAAGCACUGGCAAGGACAUACAUGCCAGCAUGUCAGCUGGCCAAUUACAAGGAUCCAUUAAAAGAAAGCUGGAGGAUGACAGCUCUCCUGCCUCGGGCGGUGUCCCUGACGUCAUCUUCCCAAAUGACAGUAAAAGACUUUGUCUUGAUGACGUAAAUCUCGCCAUGGGCCAAGGUGCCAACCCCAAUGUGACAUGUCCAGAAAUGCAAAGUUCUCCAUUCCCCACCAGUCACAGUGCUCCUUCCCUGGGAGUCACGGGUCAUUCGGUGCUCCUUGAAAACAAUCACAUGAAUGGUGGUGGCAUUGGUUCCCCAUUUUCAGUGCCACCCAACACAGAAAUAAAUCAGAAGGGGUCAAUAGGAGGGCAGAACAAUAGCAUUGUCCACUAUGAUGAGAAGGGAAACAACUUACAGUCUGUGGACCAAGAGCUGCAAGAUCUAUUGGAAGAGCUGACAAAAAUGCCUGAUCCUUCUCCCAAUGACCUGGAUCUGGAGAAGAUUUUGUGCAGCAAGGCUGAAGAGCCACUUGGGCUGAGUCACCCUCAACCAAGCAUAAAUACCACUCCAAAGUCCUCCCCACAAAAUUCCCACUUGGAGAACCAUGUUGCUAAUAAAGAUUUUUCUCCAGGUUGCAAUCCAACCAGUGGAGGAUCUCCUCAAAUGAGACCAUCAUCUGCUGGAGCAAACUUCCAAGUUCCUCCUUCAAACAAACCUGCUGCAUCACCCAUCUCUACAGCAGCUCAGAGCAAGAACCAGCCACCACCCAUGCUGCCAGUCCCCUUACCCAACAUGCCUGGCUCCAACUGGCACGCUCAGCAGCUAAAGCAGCUGGCAGCCAGCAAGCAGGUGUCUACUACUAAGCAGCAAGUCCAGACUCCCAGCUGGCCGACUAUGUCUCCUCCUGGUGUCUCUCCACCUUACAGGGCAGGAUCAUCCCCACACCAUCAACCUUUCAGUCCUCAAAAUGUUAUGGUGUCUGGCAUGCCUGCUAGUAAUUUACCAGGAAACAACAUUCAGAGCCCUCAAAACACUCUGCUUUCAAGCAUGACUUCCAGCAACACCCCGUCCAGUGGCCCUUCUCCUCCUUAUGGGUCUGAGAAGCUCUCCAGUCCAGCUCUGAACCAGCAGCCCUUCAGCCCACAGAGCUCCAUGCUGCCCACCCUGGCAGCAGCCAGCUUACCAGCCAACAACAUUAAAAGUCCACAGAACAACUUGGUUGCCAGCAUGUCCUCCACCAAUACUGGACCUUCUCCACCAUACAGGCCAGAAAAGCUGUCAAGCCCAGCUCUGCAUCAGCAGCCCUUCAGUCCUCAAGAGUCAGCUACUCAAAAGAUGUCACCUCUGCCAGCAGGACAAGGGCAGCAGUCUCUCAUUCACUAUCUCCAGCAGCAGCAGCAGCAGCAGCAAUCUCCAGCCACGGCACAGCCCCAGCAGGCAAACAACAGCCAGUUUCUCCAGCAGCAGUUCCGACAGCUGAUGCAGCCCCAUCGGAUGCAGAGGCACAUGCAGCCUGCCACGUUGCCAUCUCAAAGCAGACAGGAUCAAAAUGCUGGAAUUGUUGCCAGACUUCAGGAGCCGGGCUCCAUCCCAAGCGGGGGCUCCGUGCCGGCACCAGCCACGGUGAACGGGUACACGAUGAGGAACCAUUUACUGAAGCAGCAAAUAAUGAAACGACAGCUGAUGCAGGAAAAGCAGAGACAAAACAUGCUGGGAGUAACAUCUGAGCAGAGGAGUUUGUUUGCAGCUCAGCAGAUAAAUCAGUUUCAAGCCGUGCAGCAGCCCCUGCCCACUGACUGCAGCCAGGUGAUGCCGGCGCCCGCGCCCAACCACCGCAUGCUGCCCUCCAGCCCUGCCAUGCUGCAGAGCACCCUGGGCUCUGCCAUGGCCCCGGCCACUGCCAGCCAGAGCAGCGGGACGAUGGUGAUGAUUCCACACAACCCUGGCAAGCAGCAGGGGAUUUUCCCACCUAAUUCUGACUUUAACAUCCCGCUGCGGCCAAGCCAGAACUCGCUGGGCAUGAACUCGGGGUGCCAGACAGCCCACAGCCACUCUGCUGUGCGGCCGGGGAUGCCGAUGGCCGGCUUGAGUUCUGGCUCCCUAGCAAAUCACUCCACGACUCAGCAGCACUUGAGGCAGCCGAGUGUGCCAAGAAUCCCUAACGUCUACCCCAGCUCAUCUGCCCAGAUGUGGACACCGACGGCUGUGCCAAGAAUGCCAAAUCAAAGCCAAAUGGAUACCAGCAUGCAGCAGUUCUCCAGUAACACUCUCUUCUCCAAACAGAACGCCAGGCCGAGCGCGCCGGGCCAGCAGUUCUCCCAGCAGGCUGUCGUGCCACCUAAUCAGAUCGCUCCCGGCGUCCAGGUCAGACAGAUGCAAAAACUGAGCAUGGGUCAGUCUGGCCAGGGCUUGAGCUCAAUGAGUAAUCAGAACUUGAGACACAAUUUAACCAGAGGACCCUUGCCAACUAUGAAUGUUAUGAAAUCCAUGCCCGCCGAGCUGCCGCAGUACGAGUUCGUGUCCCAGCACAGCAGCUCCGUCAUGCCCCCCAACUGCAGUGACACUGACUUCCUCGACUCCCUCAUGAAGAACAGCAGCAGCAGCAACGAUGAAGAGUGGUUGAACAAUCUGACAAUGAUAGAUGACAUUUUGGGACAGCACGCUCAAAGCUCCGGACAUGUUUAG
Chaetura pelagica (chimney swift) is the source of this 2697-nucleotide messenger RNA. RefSeq names its product mastermind-like domain containing 1 (gene MAMLD1). The transcript is spliced from 7 exons. Bases 1 to 2697 code for a protein of 898 amino acids. NCBI's taxonomy places the organism in Eukaryota, Metazoa, Chordata, Aves, Apodiformes, Apodidae. Gene Ontology annotation, cellular component: nuclear body. The record is from RefSeq and is a predicted model, not a curated record. Gene Ontology annotation, biological process: regulation of transcription by RNA polymerase II.